AUGCCUUGAAAGACAUCCUUGCUUUUCCAUGUCAGUCAGUCUGCCUGCUAGGCGUACACAUGUGAGUGUGAGCGUUUGUGUGUGUUCUCCAUUUGCGGACAUGCUGUUUAGUGUUUUACAAAGAAAACAAUGAGAAACCUCUUAUUGUCCUGGUGGAAUGUGGCAGAAGACAACGAGGGAAGUAUGUCAUCGCCUCAAGUGCUUGGCACCAAUGUCCAGUCAGCUUGCACCAUGACACACCACAGAAUGAGAGAGACAGGUAAACAAAAAGACAAAGAAAGAGAGAUGUGACCAUAAACAGUCCUGCACUACAGCCAAAGCAAAUGAGGAUAGUGUGUGCGUUUGUCAGAAUUCAGCUUACAGAAAUUUCACUUUCUAAAGCAGGACCAUAUUCUACACAGUCUGCUGUUCAGAUACAUGAUGAUCAUGUUUGUGGAAAUCUCAUGAUGUUGAUUCAAAAGUUCGAAUCGAGGAGUGGAACCAUGCACUGACAAAAGAGUGGAGACCGCAUACCGCCAGACAACCCUUGAGAUGGAGCUUCUCCCUCUGAGUGUGAUGAGUCCUGGAGCUCACCUUCAUCUGCAAGCGGACCCUUUGUGGCUCCAGCGCCAAGCCAUGGAGGAGCAGGUGGAGCUGUGGUGGUUCAACAAGCCGCAUGUCUCUCUCCUGUGUUACUGCUUUUCUGUGGCCAUGGUUCUGAGCCUGGGUUCGGCUGGUGUGGGGCUCCUCUCGACCGCCUCUUCUUCCGUGGGGCCCUCGGUACUGUGGCGCUUGGGCGUAGGAUCUACUCUCUGCCUCCUUGCGCUGGUGGUCCUCAUGAAGCAGUUGCUCAGCUCUGCCGUGCAAGACAUGGGAUGCAUUCGCAGCCGCAGACGUAUCGAGCAGCUGCGGAGUGGAGGAACGGCAGAUCCCGUACUGUUGCUCUUCACUGGCUUGGCACUGGUGGUCUGUGGGACUACGCUUCUCAGUCUCACUGAGUCAGACAUGUUGCUUUCUGGUGUGACCCUCCUGGCCAGUGGGGGCGCUGUGGUGCUAGGUGUGAUGGCAUAUGGAGUGAUGGUUUAUGUGCAGGGAAGGAGAAACGUGAGGAGGCGAAGACGACAAAGGGUGAGAGUGUAUACGGUGACAGGGCAAAGGAACCGUCCGUGGAGGGAUUCAACAUCUAGUCAGUCGAAUUUGUUAUGAGAGAAGUAUCGAGAAUUCCAUUUGCCUCUGGUUCCUACAUGAUAAUAAAAAUUUGCACAUGUGUGUAAAACACAGUAAAUGGGCUUGUUCUGUGUUCAUUUUACACCUGCAAAACAAAUGGCAUCUUGUAUUCUCUGUAGUUUCGCUAGAAGACAUCUUUGACAAUCAAACGCCUCCUAAGCAAAUAAUAGCAUUGCCAUUUCGUGUUUUUUACGUUUUAUCUUCUCAACGCCAGGCAAUGGAACACCCUUAUAGUUGGAAGUCAAUGACAUGAAGUAGGAAUAUCCCAUAUCCAUAUAAGUAUUCUGAAUGGAAAGCAUGUGCAGUAGUUUACAACAAAGUACACUCCUUUGAAUACUACAUUCAACUUCACCGUGUCAAAAAGUAAGUGUACUAUUCUGUUGUUGACAUGAAGUGUGUCCCACACAGCUGUCUACAUGUGGCGCCAAAACCAAAAGUGUCAACAGUUAUUUCUACACUUGUUCCAGAGUAAACCAGCUCAUAUUUUGUUGAAUGGCCUAAACAAUAAUUAGUAUACACACUUUGCUGAAUAAAUCUAUGAAAUCUAUAUACAGCUGUAUAAAAUAAAAGUGGUAGCCUAUACAUGUAAUGUCGUUUAGCAAUACUAAAUACAAAAACUGUUAUGAGCUCUUCAUAAUUCUGUUAAUUCACAUAACUAAAUACAUUUUAUGGUCAUUUUAUGUCAUUGUGAAAUCUAUGUAAAUACUGUAAGCAUCUUUGUUAUCAGAGUGUGGAAGUGUGGAAACGACAGUGUCUUUUUUCAUUUCAUUUUGAAUACUUCCUUUCAAAUUCUUUCUGGCAUAUAUUCAAGGGAAAAGCCACAAUGGCAAAUAAAGACUGUAUGGUAAACAAUUAUUAUGGAUGGAUUAAUUACAUAAAUUUGAGGUGUGAUCAUAAGAAAACAAAUCUAAGUGCUGCAAAAAAAGAAAGAAAAAAAAGAAGAAAAAAGACUCAUCUGACUGAACGGAAGGCAGAAAUAGAAUAACUGGAUGACAUUUGACAAAAUGUGCAGACCACACUCAUUGGAAUAGCUUACUAUAUACCAGAAUGCAAUGUGUUUGACUUCACCUGAAGAAUGGACCAGAACUGCUAGUGUACUAGCAUACUACUCAUACUACCUGGUACUACUGUAGCAAAAUGCCUAUGCUAUUCUAAAUUCAGCCAUUGUCUUGACUUGAAGCUGUUAUGUCUACUGUGCAUGUGUGUCUGUCAUUCCUCACAGUUGUCUACAGAUGGCGCCAAAACCUAAAAGUCCAAACUUAUUUCUAUACAUUUAUUUCUACAUAUUUAUAUUUCUGUUUCAGACUAGCUUAUUCAAUGUACCAACUCACAUUUGUUGAAUGACAGAUGUAUUAAGUAUGCACUGUUAUAGGCUCUUCACGAUUGUUUUAAUUCACCUAAACUAAAUCAAUUUUAAGCAGUUAUUCUAAGCAGAAACAGUAAUUUAGAAAUGCUUUUAUUGUGAAGUCUAGUUGAGCUGUUGUGUGAACUGUGUGAUAAUAAGGAAACAAAUCUUUGUGAAGCGCUGCAAAAUGUAUUCGUAAACUUCACCUGAAUAUGAAUAUUCGGAAUUUAAUACAAGUUAAAGGGUUAGUUCACCCAAAAAUGAAAAUUAUGUCAUUUAUUAGUCACCCUCAUGCCGUUCCACACCUGUAAGACCUUUGUUCAUCUUCAGAACACAAAUUAAGAUAUUUUUGAU
Molecule: messenger RNA, 2905 nt
Organism: Ctenopharyngodon idella (grass carp)
Lineage: Eukaryota; Metazoa; Chordata; Actinopteri; Cypriniformes; Xenocyprididae
Gene: tmem125b
Product: transmembrane protein 125b
Exons: 2
Coding region: 532-1185 (217 amino acids)
Source: RefSeq, a predicted model, not a curated record